This is a messenger RNA of Tachyglossus aculeatus (Australian echidna), 761 nucleotides long. RefSeq names its product ovo like zinc finger 3 (gene OVOL3). The record is from RefSeq and is a predicted model, not a curated record. Lineage: Eukaryota; Metazoa; Chordata; Mammalia; Monotremata; Tachyglossidae. The transcript is spliced from 3 exons. Bases 3 to 719 code for a protein of 238 amino acids. Gene Ontology annotation, molecular function: DNA-binding transcription factor activity, RNA polymerase II-specific; RNA polymerase II cis-regulatory region sequence-specific DNA binding. Gene Ontology annotation, cellular component: nucleus. Gene Ontology annotation, biological process: regulation of transcription by RNA polymerase II; epidermal cell differentiation.
CCAUGCCCAAGUCCUUCCUGGUGAGGAGUCGCCGGCCGAGGCCCCGAGACUGGGCCCACCUGGCCGACCAACACCGUGGAGACGCCUACGUGCCAGGUAACCCUGCCCCUCGCCCUCCGCCGGGCUUCGGACGAGGGCUGGAGGAGGGACCCCCGGGCGGGGACCUACCGCCUCACCCGCUGCCGGUAAGGGCCGGGGCCCCGGGGCCCCCGAGCCCCCGGCGGGAGGGGGAGCCCGGGGGGCCGGCCGGCCGCGGGGCCGAGCGUCCCCGGUGCCCGCAGGCCGGGCGGGGGGCCGCGGGGGGCCUGGGCUGCCCGCUCUGCCCCAAAGCCUUCCCGCUGCAGCGCAUGCUGACCCGCCACCUCAAGUGCCACAGCCCCGCCCGCCGCCACGUGUGCCGCUGCUGCGCCAAGGGCUUCCACGACGCCUUCGACCUCAAGCGCCACAUGCGGACGCACACCGGGAUCCGGCCGUACCGCUGUGCCACCUGCGCCAAGGCCUUCACCCAGCGCUGCUCGCUUGAGUCCCACCUGGGCAAGGUGCACGGGCAGCCGCCGCGCUACGGCUACCGCGAGCGGCGCGAGAAGCUGCACGUGUGCGAGGACUGCGGCUUCACGAGCGGGCGGCCCGAAGACUACGCCCGCCACCGCGCCCUGCGCCACGGCCCCGCGCCCGCCCCCCACCUGCUCCUCUACCCGCCGCCGGGCCCCUACUCCUGAGCCGCGGCCCGGUGCCUUGCCCUCUCUGUGCGGGGGAAACCA